Molecule: messenger RNA, 2004 nt
Organism: Amaranthus tricolor (Joseph's coat)
Lineage: Eukaryota; Viridiplantae; Streptophyta; Magnoliopsida; Caryophyllales; Amaranthaceae
Product: purple acid phosphatase-like
Exons: 9
Coding region: 326-1864 (512 amino acids)
Molecular function (GO): metal ion binding; acid phosphatase activity; protein binding
Source: RefSeq, a predicted model, not a curated record
CGUCACUAAAAAAAUACCCACAUAUUCUACCAACCCGGUCAUCAAAUCUGUCAGCAGCAAGAGCAUUAAAUUAAUUACUACUGUAGUAGUAACUAAAAUUCGGAUCAUUGAGAUGAAUAUUCCUCUCAUAUAAGGACAUAAAAGUGCCAAAUCAUAAUAUCUUGGUUUGCCUGUCAACUCUAUGCCACCUGAAGCUGCUGGCAGGUUGUUUAGGUACUCUGGCCAGCUCUAUUUCAUUACUGGCAAAUCCCACUGCAAAAUCAUUUAUCAACUUAAUCAAAUUUGAAGGAUUUUAGCUUUUGAAUCAUACUUUAGGGAUUUUAAAAUGUUUUUACGAUUGAUUCCUGCUAAUUUUGUCGUUCUGCAACUGUUUCUGGGUGUGAUAAUCUUGAAUGGUUCAGAGUUUUGUGAAGGGGGAAAGACAAGUAGCUUCUUAAGAAAAAGUAAUGAUAUUUCAGUGGAUAUGCCCUUAGACAGUGAUGUCUUCCAAGUUCCUCCCGGCUAUAACGCUCCUCAACAGGAGACUUUAACUAAGAAACUACUGGUGCAUAUAAAAGAGAUUGUCACAAAACAAUGUUCAAUUUUAAUGACUAGUUGGGAUAACCAUCAUCAUUGUUAUACUCAAUGUAUCCCUCUCAAGUUGGUUCAUAUAACACAAGGUGACCACAUUGGUAGAGCUGUGAUCGUCUCUUGGACAACCCCGGAGCCUGGAUCAAAUAUUGUAACUUACUGGGCCGAAAACAGCUCAGAAACGAAAUCUGCAGAGGCCAUUGUUCUUACUUACAAGUUUGUAAAUUACACUUCUGGCUACAUUCAUCAUUGUACUAUCGCGGGCCUAGAGUUUGAUACAAAAUAUUAUUAUGAAGUUGGAUCGGGUGAUCCUUCGAGGCAAUUUUGGUUCCUAACACCCCCAGAGCCUGGUCCUGAUGUUCCUUAUACUUUUGGUCUCAUAGGGGACCUAGGUCAGACUCAUGAUUCAAACAAGACACUUACACAUUACAUGUUAAAUCCAACUAAAGGCAAGACACUUCUGUUUGUUGGAGAUUUGUCAUAUGCUGAUAACUACCCGAAUCAUGACAACGCAAGGUGGGAUACAUGGGGAAGAUUUAUUGAAAGAAAUGCUGCUUAUCAACCAUGGAUUUGGACUGCUGGGAACCAUGAAAUAGAUUUUCUUCCAGAAGUGGGUGAAACAAUACCCUUUAAACCAUAUACCUACCGAUUUCCAACACCAUUCAAAGCAUCGCACAGUACUAGUCCUUAUUGGUACUCAAUUAAAAGAGCUUCCGCCUAUAUCAUUGUCAUGGCUUCUUACUCGGCUUUUGGGAAAUACACACCUCAAUACAAAUGGGUAUUGAACGAGCUGCCUAAGGUUAACAGGACGGAGACCCCUUGGCUCAUUGUGGUAAUGCAUUGCCCAAUGUAUAGUAGUUAUGUGCAUCACUAUAUGGAAGGAGAAACUAUGAGAGUUCUAUAUGAACCAUAUUUUGUCCAAUAUAAGGUUGAUGUCGUCUUUGCUGGUCACGUCCAUGCCUACGAGAGAUCAGAACGAGUAUCCAACAUCGCAUAUAACAUCAGCAAUGGCUUAUGUGAUCCUGUUAUAGAUCAAUCAGCUCCGGUUUACAUCACUAUCGGAGAUGGAGGAAAUCUCGAAGGAUUGGUAUACGAGAUGACGAAGCCACAACCAAAAUACUCCGCUUAUCGUGAGGCAAGCUUUGGGCAUGGAAUAUUGGAUAUCAAGAACAGAACACACGCAUAUUUUGGAUGGCACCGUAAUCAAGAUGAAUAUGCUGUGGAAGCAGAUUCUCUAUGGCUUUACAACAGAUACUGGCAUCCUAUACAAGAAGACUUGGUUGCUUCUUUGUGAAAAAAUAAUACUAGUCUUUCCCUAUCGAAGAUCAGUAUGGUGCAUGUAUCCCAAUUCCCAACUUAUAACUAUUUAAAACUUUUACCAAAACUUUUAUUAUAGACUCCUAGAUAUGUUCUUCCACACUCUAAUAUAUAUAU